AUGGGAUCCCGACCGGAGCUCAAAGUCGACGAUGAGACAGGCUUCGUCAAGGCCUUCCAUCAAUUGGAAGCCGACAAGCCCACCGACACGAUCCGAAUCUUUGACCGCGGCGAUUUCCUCUCCGCUCACGGCGACGAUGCCGACUUCAUUGCUCGAGUGCAGUACAAGACGACCUCCGUCCUGAAGACAUUAGGCCGAAAUCCUGGUCUGCCAUCCGUGACGAUGACCGUCACUGUCUAUCGCACAUUUCUUCGAGAUGCAAUCUUCCGAUUAGGCAAGCGGGUAGAGGUGUUACAGACUUCUGGCCGAAAUGCGUGGAAAGUGGCGAAGCAGGCCUCUCCAGGAAAUCUUCAGGACAUCGAAGAGGAUCUCGGAGGACAUGUGGAAUCGGCACCGAUUAUCCUCGCGGUGAAGGUCUCUUCCAAGGCAAAUGAGGGCAGGAAUGUCGGAGUGUGCUUUGCGGAUGCCAGCGUGAGAGAGCUAGGAGUGAGCGAGUUUGUGGACAACGAUGUCUACUCAAAUUUCGAGUCGCUCAUCAUUCAACUCGGUGUCAAGGAGUGUUUGAUCCAAAUCGACUCCACGAAGAAGGAUGCCGAGCUGAGCAAGCUUCGCACAAUCGCGGACAACUGCAAUUGUGCGGUAUCGGAGCGACCUUCUGGAGACUUUGCCAACCGCGACAUCGAGCAAGACCUGACGAGAUUGCUUCGGAGUGAAACAUCGAGCGGCACUUUACCUCAGAUGGAUCUCAAAGUCGCCAUGAGCUCUGCUGCCGCACUCAUCAAAUAUCUCGGCAUCAUGUCUGAUCCCAGCAACUUUGGCGAGUACAAGCUGUAUCAACACGAUCUCACCCAGUACAUGAAGCUGGACUCCUCGGCUCUCAAGGCUCUCAAUCUCAUGCCCGGGCCGAGAGACGGCUCAAAGACAAUGAACUUGUAUGGUCUGCUGAACCAUUGCAAGACGCCAGUCGGAAGUCGCCUGCUAGCACAAUGGCUGAAGCAACCAUUGAUGAGUCUUGAGGAUAUUGAGAAGCGUCAGACACUAGUGGAGGCCUUCGUCAACGACACACAGCUGCGACAAACGCUCCAAGAGACACACAUGCGUUCCAUCCCGGACCUAUACCGACUGGCGAAGAAGUUUCAACGCAAGAAGGCGGAUCUGCAAGAUGUGGUUAGAACCUACCAAGUAGCCAUUCGCCUCCCAGGUUUUAUCGAGGCUUUCGAGAAUGCCGCGGACGAAUCGUGCAAACCCGCCCUCGACUCCGAAUAUGCGGACAAGCUCCGCGACUACUCCGGCAGCUUCGAUAAGUUGGUAGAAAUGGUCGAGUCCACGGUCGACCUCGACGCCAUUGACAACCACGAAUACAUCAUCAAGCCUGAGUUCGACGACACACUCCGCAUCAUCCGCCGCAAACUCGACUCGGUCCAGUACAACAUCAACAAAGAACACUCCCGCGUUGGGGACGACCUCUCCCUCGAUACUGAGAAGAAGCUCCUCCUCGAGAACCACCGCAUCCACGGCUGGUGUCUGCGCCUCACCCGCAACGAAGCCAGCGUCAUCCGCAACAAGAAGUCAUACACUGAACUCGCCACACAGAAGAACGGCACCUAUUUCACCACCUCCACACUCUCCGACCUCCGCCGCGAAUUUGAACAACUCAACGAGAACUACACCCGCACACAGACCGGUCUCGUCGCCGAGGUCGUCAACGUUGCUGCAUCCUACUGCCCAGUGAUCGAAAAGCUCGCCGCCGUUCUCGCUCACCUCGACGUCUGUGUCUCUUUCGCUCACGUCUCCGUGCAUGCUCCUAUUGCAUACACCCGCCCGAAGAUCCACCCUCGUGGCACCGGAUCCACGGUACUCAAAGAAGCCCGUCAUCCCUGCCUCGAAAUGCAAGACGACGUCUCGUUUAUCCCGAACGAUGUCUCCAUGACCCGCGAGGACUCCUCCUUCCUCCUCAUCACGGGUCCAAACAUGGGCGGCAAGUCCACCUACAUUCGACAGAUCGGCGUCAUCGCACUGAUGGCACAAGUGGGCUGCUUCGUGCCGUGCGCAGAAGGUGCAGAACUCACACUGUUCGACUGCAUCCUCGCCCGAGUGGGAGCAAGCGACUCCCAGCUAAAGGGUGUCAGUACGUUCAUGGCGGAGAUGCUGGAAACCGCCAACAUCCUCAAAACGGCAACGAGGGAGUCACUCGUCAUCAUCGAUGAACUCGGACGAGGAACAAGCACGUACGAUGGUUUCGGUCUCGCGUGGGCCAUCUCCGAACACAUCAUCAAGGAAAUCGGAUCCUUCACCAUGUUCGCCACGCACUUCCACGAACUCACAGCGCUUAAAGACGAGUACCCGCAAGUCCAGAACCUGCACGUCGUGGCUCAUAUUGGCGACAGUCCCGCUGAGAGCAAUGGCGAUGUGGCGAUGGGUGGCACUGGAGCCGGCAGAGGCGGCGAAGUCACACUGCUUUACAAAGUCGUGCCUGGCAUCAGUGAUCAGUCUUUCGGUAUUCACGUCGCGGAGCUGGUGCGGUUCCCGCGUAAAGUCAUCGAUAUGGCGAAGCGGAAGGCGGAUGAGUUGGAGGACUUCUCCGGCAAUAAUGCCGCUACUGCGGGUGGUGGUGCGGCUGAGGGAGGGAUGAAGAAGGAGGAUGUGGAGGAGGGGAGUCGAUUGCUCAAGGCUGUGUUGAAGAGGUGGAAGGAGGAGGUUGAGAAGGAAGGUUUGGGGAAGGACGAGCAGGUUGUGAGGAUGAGGGAGCUGGUUCAAGGGGAGGAGGGGUUGGUCGGAAGUCAAUGGCUGAAGGGAGUGCUGGCUUUGUGA
Messenger RNA from Zymoseptoria tritici IPO323, 2811 nucleotides. RefSeq lists its product as uncharacterized. Gene Ontology annotation, cellular component: MutSalpha complex; nucleus. Lineage: Eukaryota; Fungi; Ascomycota; Dothideomycetes; Mycosphaerellales; Mycosphaerellaceae. The transcript has a single exon. Gene Ontology annotation, molecular function: ATP binding; ATP-dependent DNA damage sensor activity; mismatched DNA binding. Bases 1 to 2811 code for a protein of 936 amino acids. The record is from RefSeq and is a predicted model, not a curated record. Gene Ontology annotation, biological process: mitotic recombination; mismatch repair.